AGACUAGGACACUUCCUGUUUACAGGAGACAAUAAAACCUUUGCCCCUUCCUCACUUGGGGCUGACGCCAUUUUAGGUCUCAGCCAUCCUGCACCCAGGUGCUCAUUAAAACAGCAUGUUGCUCCACACUGCCUCCUGUUAUCUGUUGGAGCGCUCUCAGGGUUUGAAGUGAUACAAAAACCUUACAUCUGGUGCUGAAACCCAGGAGGGGCUCAGGUCUGCAUCCUCCAUGGACCUACCCCUCCACCCCAGAAAGGAGACCACAGCAGCCGGACAAAGGAAGCUCCUCGGUCUCCAGUCACUUCUCUCUGCAUGCACAUCGGUCACUGAUCUCGCCUGCUGGCCCAGUCCCAAGGUGCAAGGCUACUUGCACCAGCAGCGUGCACCAGCAAGAUAGCAGAAGCAGGAAGAGAGCCAGCUGGAAGACACGUACCCCUGAAGAUCGAGAAAGAGGCCAUCUGGGUCCAACGUAGCAGUUGCGUCAGACUAGGACACUUCUUGUUUACAGGAGGGACUGCUAAAGGCCAUGGGAACUGGACACCUGGAUGCUGCGGAGGAAGGGCAAAGUUCGACAUCAACUUGGACAGUUUGCCAGCCUGUUUGUGAGAUUGCUGAUUUGCUCCUUAAGCAAGAGAUUCACUGCUGCUAAGCAUGGCUCAGACCAACUCCUUCUUCAUGCUGAUCUCCUCCCUGAUGUUUCUAUCUCUGAGUCAAGGCCAGGAGUCCCAGACAGAGCUGCCUAAUCCCCGAAUCAGCUGCCCAGAAGGCACCAAUGCCUAUCGCUCCUACUGCUACUACUUUAAUGAAGACCCUGAGACCUGGGUUGAUGCAGAUCUCUACUGCCAGAACAUGAAUUCAGGCAACCUGGUGUCUGUGCUCACCCAGGCGGAGGGUGCUUUUGUGGCCUCACUGAUUAAGGAGAGUGGCACUGAUGACAGCAAUGUCUGGAUUGGCCUCCAUGACCCCAAAAAGAAUCGCCGCUGGCACUGGAGCAGUGGGUCCCUGGUCUCCUACAAAUCCUGGGACACUGGAGCCCCAAGCAGUGCUAAUGCUGGCUACUGUGCAAGCCUGACUUCAUGCUCAGGAUUCAAGAAAUGGAAGGAUGAAUCUUGUGAGAAGAAGUUCUCCUUUGUUUGCAAGUUCAAAAACUAGAGGCAGCUGAAAAAUGGAUGUCUAGAACUGGUCCUGCAAUUACUAUGAGGUCAAAAAUUAAACUAGACUAUUUCUCCAACUCAGUUCAGACCAUCUCCUCCCUAAUGAGUUUGCAUCACUGAUCUUCAGUACCUUCACCUCUCCCAGUCUCUAGAGCCCUGAAAAAUAAAAACAAACAUAUUUUUCUCCAU
Symphalangus syndactylus (siamang) is the source of this 1343-nucleotide messenger RNA. RefSeq names its product regenerating family member 1 beta (gene REG1B). The record is from RefSeq and is a predicted model, not a curated record. NCBI's taxonomy places the organism in Eukaryota, Metazoa, Chordata, Mammalia, Primates, Hylobatidae.